Molecule: messenger RNA, 6767 nt
Organism: Neofelis nebulosa (Clouded leopard)
Lineage: Eukaryota; Metazoa; Chordata; Mammalia; Carnivora; Felidae
Product: guanylate-binding protein 4-like
Exons: 12
Coding region: 2104-3822 (572 amino acids)
Biological process (GO): defense response to Gram-positive bacterium; defense response to protozoan
Molecular function (GO): GTPase activity; GTP binding
Source: RefSeq, a predicted model, not a curated record
GCGCCGCCGUCGCGGGAGGCGCCGCUCCCCCUCGGGCGUCCGGGGGAGCCCGGCGCGGGAAAAGGACCCGUGCGGGCCGCCGUGUCUGCGGAAGGGGGGGCCGUAGCCUUCCUCCGGCUGGCUGGCGGAUAGACCCCCGACCCCUCCUCGCAGGGAUGCCGGGUGAGGUCGCUCCCUCCGGGCAGCCCCUCCCUCCUCCGCUGUGUCCUGCCUGCCCCCUGCUGGGCGCCGGGGAAAACAGGCAGGCUGGUCCUUAUCUCCCCUACAGCUUCUAUCCCAGAAGUUUGUCUCUUGCGCAUGUUUGUGCUAGUCAUAUUUAAUACAUACCUACAGCAGAGAUGUAUGGAGUAAAUCAGUCUCAUUUACGCUAAUCAAUAGUUAAAAAUAAUUCUAAGGUUUAACACUGUUUAUUGUGCACUGUUUAUAAAUGUGUGUUCUAUGCACAAACUGCAUCAGAAUAUCUUAUGGUAUUUGUUGAAAAUGUAGAUUUUGGACAUUUUUACCAUUAUUUCAGAUGAUUCUUAUAGACAGUAACUUUCGGGAGCUAUUGACCAUCUAACUCCUUCUGAUAGAACUAUCUCGUUCUAUUUAUUUAAUUUGGAUUUAAAAUCAUGUUAGCUUCGACAUCUCAGUCCUGCUUUCUGUCGGUGUCCGCUUCACAUUCACAUUAACUCCUGGAUGAGAGAAGUGUCACUGUGUCUGUCCAAAAUGGUCCUUCACAUGAAUUUGGAAUUCUACCUUUCCUGUCUUCUCAGAUACUUAGUUUACUUACAUAGGAGUUACAAUAUACCAGCUAUGGAUUUAGGUUGCCAUAAAUGUCAUGAAUUAUUUAAUACUCCCAAUGGCCUGUGAUGUAGUCACCAUUAGUAGUCCAAUCUUAGGAGAAUACUAGUAAAAAAGAAAUAGGCACAAAGAGAGUAAGUAUUUUUUUGGUGGUCCAACAGCUCAUAAAGAAUGGAUCCAAUAUUUGAACCCAGGCACUCAGGCUCUAAACACAAUAUAUCAUGGUGCCUCUCUUCAGUUGUCACUCUUGUUCCUGCUCUAAUAUUAGUUGUACUAGAGCUAAUAUUAGUUGUACUUCUCUGUCACCAAUGCCUUUAGGCAGCUUUGUUUUAUAAGCUAAAAGUCCAUGAUUAUUUGUUGUGCAAUUAAUAAUUUUUUUGUUUACUGCAAGAAAUAAAUGGACAAUGUCUAAUUUCACAGAAUAUAGAGGCAAAAUAGAAUGUUGAGAAGUAUACAAAAAAGUAUUCCUUAUCCUGAAAUUAUGCUUAGUUGCUCUUUAAUAUUUCAUUUAGUGUCUCAAAUGAGGUAAGAGUUGUUGUUACGUGUUGGCAUUAGUCUGUCCCAGAUGAGACAGGAUUGUGUUUAAGCAUUACACGUACUCACAAUGAUGGUACAGGAGUGGUAUGCAUACCUCUCUCCUGAGCAUGAGAGUGUCUUCUUCAUGCGCUCCAGGACAGCCUGAAUGACUGUCAGAGAAACCCCACCUUGGACAGAGAGCUGGAAACAGUAUGGAACACUAUUGUUCAACACUGUCAUAACAAAAAUAAAGGGACAGUCAAAGCUCCAUGACUAAUCUCUGUCUCUUUGUCUCAUGAAACACUCUACUCACUGAGAGGGAAAUAUUCAAACUUUCCCACAUGUGGGACUCUGUCAGAUCUGGACAGAACCUCAAACAUCCACACUACUGGCUCAUUUCUCUGUAAGCCUAUAAACAAAAAUAAAACAUUAUAAAGCCUAGAAAUGUCCUUUUCUUCCAGUUAAAUAAAUCCUGGAACUAUAUCUUUCUCUAGUCACUAUAAAGGUAUUUCUGUUCUGCUUUAAGAGAGAGCUCCAUUCUUUACUGUUCUCUCAUGUCACUCCUCCUUCACUUGGACACCAUCCUGUGCAGAUGUCUAUUAUGGCACUUUUCUACUUAUGCUGCAAUAAGUGAUUAUUGCCUAUAUUUUCCAAAAUACCAUAAGCUCUUGAGAUAUAAUUACAGGAACUGGAAUCUGAGCUAAAGUGAUGUGUGCAUGAUCAAUUAUCCAGGAGAUAUCCUUGAAAGAAGGUGACCCAGAGUCCUUCCUCUUUUCUUCUUCUGCUGGGUAGAAGGCACAUGUGAUGGUUACCAUGGCAACUGAACCCAUCAUGAUGGCACCCAUUUGUCUAGUGGAAAACCAGGAAGAGCAGCUGAACCUGAAUCCAGAAGCAUUACAGAUUCUUAAUAAGAUUUCUCAGCCUGUGGUGGUGGUGGGCAUUGUAGGGCUGUAUCGGACUGGAAAAUCCUACCUGAUGAACUGCCUGGCAGGACAGAACCAUGGCUUCCCCCUGGGUUCCACAGUGAGGUCUACAACCAAGGGUAUUUGGAUGUGGUGUGUACCCCACCCCUCUAAGCUGAACCACACCCUGGUCCUUCUGGACACUGAGGGUCUAAGUAACUUGGAAAAGGAAGACCCUAAGAAUGACUCAUGGAUCUUUGCCCUGACUGUGCUUCUGAGCAGCACCUUGAUCUACAACAGCAUGGGCACCAUCAACAGCCAGGCCCUGGAGCAGCUGCACUAUAUGACUGAACUAACGCAGCUGGUCAGGGCAAAGUCCUCCUCAGACUACACUGGGGUAGAGGACUCUGCCAAGUUUGUGAGUUUCUUUCCAGACUUUAUUUGGGCUUUACGAGAUUUCACAUUGGAGAUGAAGAUAAAUGGAUACUCCGUAACUGAAGAUGAGUACCUGGAGGAUGCCUUGAAGCUGCUUCCAGGCACAAAUCCCAAAAUCCAAAAUUCCAACAUGUCCAGAGAGUGUAUCAGACAGUUCUUUCCAAAACGGAAGUGCUUCAUCUUUGACCGGCCUACAAAUGACAAAAAUCUCUUAGCCCAUAUUGAGAACGUGCCAGAAGACCAGCUGGACAGUAGUUUCCGGGAGCAAUCAAACAAAUUCCGUACCUAUGUUUUCACUCAUACAAAGACCAAGACCCUACGAGAGGGAAUCAUUGUCACUGGGAACCGGCUGGAGACUCUGUUGAAAGCCUAUGUGGUUGCCAUCAAGACGGGAGAAGUUCCUUGCUUGGAGAAUGUGGUGACAGCUCUUGCCCAGCGUGAGAACUCAGUGGCCGUACAGAAGGCAGCCGACCACUACAGCGAGCAGAUGGCCCAACGAGUGAGCUUCCCCACAGACACGCUCCAGGAGCUGCUGGAUGUGCAUACAGACUGCGAGAGGGAAGCCAUUGCAGUCUUCAUGGAGCAUUCCUUUAAGGAUGACAAGCAGGAGUUCCAGAAAAAUCUCAUGGACAUGAUAGAAAAAAAGAAGAAAGAUUUCUUGCUGCAGAAUGAAUACACAUCUGUUAAAUAUUCCCAGGAAAAGCUUCAGCAACUUACAGAGCCCCUGAUGAAAAGCAUCUCAACAGGAACUUUCUGUGUUCCUGGAGGACACAGUCUCUACUUAGAAGCGAAGAACAAGGUUGAAUGGGACUAUAACCUAGUGCCCAGGAAAGGGGUUAAGGCAAAUGAAGUUCUCCAGCACUUCUUACAGUCCCAAGUGGCAAUAGAGAAAUCCAUCCUGCAGGGAGACAAAGCCCUCACCUGUCAAGAGAAGGCACUCGCAGCUGAGCGGGCUAAGAAGCAGGCAACUGAGAAGGAGCAGGAGCUGCUAACUCAGAAACACAAGGAGCAGCUGCAAAAAAUGGAGUCUCAAGAGAGAAGCUUCAGGGAAAACAUACCCCAAAUGAGAGAGAAGUUGGAGAAGGAAAUAGAAAGCCUUCUGAGAGAGCAGGAAAAAGUGCUGAUGCACAAGCUGAAGAUACUAGAAGCUUCCGGUUUCCAGCGACAAAAAGCACAGAUUCCCUGAGGAUAUCAUUGUGUGUGAUGAUUUUUAUCAGCUGAAGAAUUGCAUCAAAUAGAUUGAUGGCCUGAAACUGCUUAAAGUCUGCAUUUCCAGGAACUCGAUGUGGUUUAGGAUAUCAUCAGUUUGGGGCUCCUUCUUCUUAUGCUUCAGGAUGCUAAAUGGGACUCUUCUGUUAGGGGUCCACUAAGUGUCCUGGACUGAAAACACUAGGUGCCAAAUAACUAAUUCCCAAGCAAGGUGCCACAUCAGCUUUUACAGUUAGGUUAAACUCAAGACAGUAGAAGAAAAAUAAUAUGAUUAUAUCAAUUAAUGAAGAAAAAGCAUUUGACAAAAGUCUAACACUCACUCGUGAUGAAACCUUUCACAAAUUAGGAAUAGUGGGGUAUUUCCUCAACUUGAUAAAGAAUAGCUGAAAAAAACCUACAAGCAUACUUAAUGGUGAAAAGCUAGAUGCUUUCCUGUAAGAUUAGGAACAAGGCAAUGAUGUCUGCUUUCACUUCUAUUGAACAUCAUGGAAGUCCUAAUGAAAUAAGAAAAGAAAAGGAAAGAUAUAUAGAUUUUUUUAUGUAGAAAGUCUCAAAACAUCAUCAACAACAACAAAAAAUUCCUGGCACUAAUAAGUGAUUAUAGCAAGGUUGCAGGAUACAAGGUUUACAUACAAAAAUCAAUUGCUUGCUUAUACAUCGGCAAUGAACACGUGGAAUUUGAAAUUAAUAACACAAUAUCAUUUAUGUUAGCACUCCUGAGAAAGAAAUACUUAGGUUAUACAUCUGAAAAAAAAAUAUGUGUAAGGUCUAAUGAAGAAAAUAACAACUCUGUUGAAAGAAAACAAAGAAAAAUCUAAAUAAAUGGGAACACUCAGUAUUGUCAAGAUGUCAGUUCUAUAGAUUCAAUAUAAUCCCAGUAAAAAUGCCAGCAAGUUAUUUUGUGGAUAUUGACAAACUAAUUCUGAAGUUCAUAUGGAGACGCAAAAGACCCAGAAUAUACAGCAAAUACUGACGGAGAAGAAAAUGUCAGAAACUGAAACUACCCAGCUUUAAGACUUACUAUAAAAUUAUAGUAAUCAAGACUGUGUGGCACUGGAAAAAGAAUAGACAAGUAGAUCAAUGGAACAGAAUAGAGGGUCCAGGAAUAGACUCACACAACUAUAGUUAACUGAUCUCUGACGAAGAAGAGCAAAUCAGUGGAUAAAGCAUAAUCUUUUCAAUAAAUGCUGCUGGAACAACUGCACAUUCAUAUACAAAAAAAAAAGGAAGGAAAAGAAAAAGAAUCUAGACACAGAUCUUACAAUUUUGAUAAAAAUGAAUUCAAGUUGGAUCAUAGAUCUAAAUGUAAAACAUAAAACUCCUAGAAGAUAAGAUAGAGGAAAAACCUAGGCGACCUUUGGUUUAUUGAUAACUUUUUAGAUACACUACCAAAAAUCACAAUCAAUGAAAAGAAAAUUGGUAAGUUGUACUUCACUGAAAUUGAAAACUUUUGAUGUUCAAAACACAGUAUUCAAAGAGUGAAAUGACAACGUACACAUUAAGAGAAAAUAUUUACAGAAAACAUGUCUGAUAAAGAACUGAUGUCCAAAAUACACAAACAACUCUUAAGACUCAAGAAUAAGAAAACAACCCAAUUUAAAAAUGGGCAAAAGAUCUGAACAGACACCUCACAAAGAUUCACAGAUGUCAAGCAAGCAUCUGAAAGGAUGCCCCACAUCAUAUGUCUUUAGAGAACCCUACAUUAAAACCACAAUAAGAGGGGCACCUGGGUGGCAUAGUCAGUUAAGCUUCCGACUUUGGCUCAGAUCAUGAUCUUGGCAGUUCGUGAGUUCAAGACCCGCUUUGGGCUCUGUGGUGACAGCUCAGAGCCUGGAGACUGCUUCGGAUUCUAUGUCCCCCCAUCUCUCUGCCCCUCCCCUGCUCUCUUUCAAAAAUAAAUAAACAUUAAAAAGGAAAAAUUCUAUCUUUUGGGAUGUGCACUGGGUGUUGUAUGGAAACCAAUUUGACAAUAAAUUUCAUAUAUUAAAAAAUAAAUAAAAAUUAAAAAAUAAAAAAAUAGAUAUUUACAUAUGUCAAAAAAAAGAAAAAAUUGUAAAAAUAAUUUUACAAAAAUAAAACCACAAAAGAUACCACUAAACACAAACCAAAAUGGCUAAAACCUAGAAUGCUGAUGACACCAAAUACUAGUAGAAGAUAUGAAGUGAUAAUAACUCCCAUUCAUUGCUGUGGGACUGCGAAAUGGUUUGGCCAUUUUGGAAGACAUUUUUGUAGUUUCUCCCAGUGCUUAACACUUACAUUCCGAUCCAGGGAUUGUGCUCCAGUAUUUACCAAAAUGAGUUGAAAACUUAAUUUACAAAAAACCUGCAUACAGAUGUUGAAAGUAGCUUUAUGUAUAAUUGCCAAAACUUAGAAGCAACCAACAUAUGCUUCAGCAGGUGAAUAGAUAAACAAAUUGUGAUAUAUCUGGUCAAUGGAAUGUUAAUUCAAUCCUAAAAAGAAAUGGGCUCUCAAGGCACGAAAAGACGUAAGCAGACUUCAGUACAAUUUGCUAAGUGAAAAUUUCAGAAGCCCAUCUGAGAGGCUACAUAUUGUCAUCCAACUAUAUGACAUUCUGAAAAGGUAAAACAGUAAAAAUACCAGUGGUUGCUAGAGGCUCAAAGGGAGAAAGUGUGGUAUGAAUAGCUGGAGGUCUUUUGGGAAAUGAAACUAUUCUGUAUGUACAUACAUAUAAAACAUACAAAAUGUACCACACUAAGUGAACUCUAAUAUGGAAUUUAGUUAAUAAUCUUUCAACAUUGAUUCAGCAUUCAUAACAAAUGUACAUGCUAAUGUAAGAUGGAAAUAACUGGGGAAAACUGGGGGAUGGAGUGGGCUAAGGGAUAUAUGGAAACUCUUACUUUUUGCUUUAUUUAUGUAAACCUAAAACUGAUCUAAACAAAAUAAAGUCUUAAUUUAACAUAA